Molecule: messenger RNA, 1269 nt
Organism: Ostrea edulis (European flat oyster)
Lineage: Eukaryota; Metazoa; Mollusca; Bivalvia; Ostreida; Ostreidae
Exons: 4
Coding region: 2-319 (105 amino acids)
Source: RefSeq, a predicted model, not a curated record
AAUGUCCAAGCAUGAUGAGAAAAUAGGGAACAGUGCUGUUGCCUCACAUAGAGAAACCAGUAAGGAGAAUGAUGCAUUUUCAGGGAAAAUGUCCAAGCAUGAUGAGAAAAUAAGGAACAGUGCCAUUGUCUCACUUAGAGAAGCCAGUGAGGAGAAUGAUGCAUUUUCAGGGAAAAUGUCCAAGCAUGAUGAGAAAAUAGGGAACAGUGCUAUUGCCUCACUUAGAGAAGCCAGUGAGGAGACUGAUGCAUUUUCAGGGAAAAUGUUCAAGCAUGAUGAGAAACUGCGCCAUUGUUUCACUUACAGAAGCCAAUGUUGAGGAUGAUGCAUGUUCAGGUAUAAAACAAAUUAAUUACUUCUUGCAACUACAACAUUAAAAAUGAGAGAGAGAGAGAGAGAGAAUCAAUUUUUGUUAUUUUGACACCUGAUUGUCACAACAUGUGUGUAAAAAUUGGUGUUAUUUUGAAAGAGAGAAGAGGUUAGAAGAGAAAAAGAAUCAAAUUUUUUUGGCACCUGAAUGUCACUACAUGCUGUUAAAAUUGGUGUCAUUUUGAAAGAGAGAAGAGGUUAGAAAAUGAGAGAGAGAGUGAGAGAAGCAAGCAUUUUUUAGUAUAACAUAAAUAUUUCCCUUUACAUUUUGAUUGAUUAAAUAUUGUUUAACGUCCCUCUCGAGAAUCUUUCACUCAUAUGGAGACGUCACCACUGCCGGUGAAGGGCUGCAAAAUUUAGGCCUAUGCUCAGCGCUUACGGCCUUUGAGCAGGGAGGGAUCUUUAUCGUGCCACACCUGCUGGGACACGGGACCUCAGUUUUUGCGGUCUCAUCCUAAGGACUGUCCCAUUUAGUCGCCUCUUACAACAAGCAGGGGGUACUGAGGACCUAUUCUAACCCGGAUCCCCACGGGAUUUUUACAUUUUGAAGCUAUCCAUGAAUUUCAGUACAUGUGUAUAAGAAUCCAAUGUAUAUAAUGUUCUUUAUCACUUAGAAAGAAUGGAAGAAGGAGGUUUACAAGAUAGAGAUAAUAUGCAUAACUAUAAACUUUCUAAUGUGUUGCCUUUCAGUAGAGGUAUGUAUUGAUCAAGAUUUUCCGAUACGAUACAAUACAAUAUUUUCUGAUGCGAUAUCUGAUAUAUUGGAUUUACAAUGUAGUUAAGCAUUUUCUGAAGUAAAAUAUCAAAAUAAAAAAAAAUGAAGUGGUUUAAUAUCUUUUAUUUCAUAACAAAACAAACAAUGACAAUUAAAGUCUGAGGAAACACCAAUGUCACAAUGUA